UCUGCUCCCCAAAUGCCAUGGACAUCGAAGGCUACGGGGAGUUUGGUGGUAUCUCCGAGGAAGAUGACGACAUCGCACGCUUCGAACGCCAAUGUGCCGAGCGUGCGCGAGCCGAGGGAGCUCUGCCCGAGGAGGGCUCUGAAGACGAAGAUGAACAGAUCAAACGGAAAAGGUUGGUCACUGGAGGACAGCCUCAAGACAUCAAUGAAUGGCAGGAGAAAUGUGAACUUUUGCAUGAUAAGUUGGGGAGGAAAGAAGGAGAGCUGGCUCAGGUGAAGGCAGAUCUAGAGAUGCUGCGAAACGAUGGCCUGGGUCCUGAGGAUUCGCAGACGGCCUUGAAGCAACGGCUCUUGGAUCUCACCAAGAAGAACCGGCGCCUGCAGGUGACGGUGGACGGACAGCGAGUCCGACUACAACAGCUGGAGAUCGAGGUCAAAAAACCUAAAGAAGACAUCAAAAAACAAGCGGAGGAGCUGAUCAUGCAGAACGCUGCUCUCCUCUAUGGUGAAGCUGGAAAUGUCGAGGAUUGGAAGAAGAAAUAUCUCACAACAUCCAACCAACUUCAGCAGGUGCGGCAUGAAACGCAAGAGAUGCGGGCAUUGCUGCAGAAGCAAAAGAAGGUGCUGCUCAAGGAACUUGGUGCGGAAGAAGCUAUCCAGCAGGCCUUGGCCGUGGCGGAUGACCCCAUGGCUGUGCAAUGGAAGGGCCGAGCUACACAGAUCGCUCAAUUGCAACGGCAGGUCAAGGAGCUUAAGGCUGGUGGUGGUAGCACUAGCCAGGAAGUGAAGGAAACUCCUUCCGCGUCGGCAGUGAAGAGCAAGGCAGUUGGUCAAGCUGCGGACAAAAGACGCGAGGAAUUUGAACGCCUGCAGGAGGAGGUUGAAAGACUUCGAGCAGAGCAAGCUGAGUGCAAGCAGAAACGCGAAGCACUGAGGUCGCGCUCAUGCCUCUUGGAGACGCAGCUGAGAGACAUGAAGGCGAACGUGCAGUUCCUGCUGCGGAAAAGCGACGACGACGAUGCUCUCGUGGCGAUGCUGCGGAAGCAGCUGGGCCGUGAGGACAAUGGAGCCGAUGGAGGAGAUGAACUGACCUUUCUGCGGCAGCAGAAUGGCGAAUUGCAGGCGCAGCUGGAGAGGCAAGCGCAGAUCAUGCUGCAGCUGAGGCAGAAGGCCUUGUCAGCCAGCUGCGAAAAUGGCUCCGUUCCGUUGGGGCCAAAGAGCGUGGAAACCUCCGUGACGGAGCGGCAACUCUUGGAGCGAGUGCGUUUCCUGGAGGCCGAAAAUGCCAAGCAAGCGGAGCAGGUGCAUUUGUUAAAGGCCCGAGGAGCAAUGGGCUACACCGAAACCUACAGGCAAGACACUGGUGAUACGCCCAGUGAUCGAGGAAGACACACGAGACAGGGCAGCAAACCCUUCUCGGAGUCAGGGUCAGAGGCCUAGAAGCCAGCGUGACUAGGCUGAGCAUGGUUUCACUGAGGAAUUCCAUUAGAUCAUUAAACCUCCGUUGAUGUGCCAAGCAGAUAGGACUCUUCCGAGCCAUGCUCUGGUCGUGCUCUUUAAGACAUGACAUUUGGCCUUCAAUUGUUGGCUUUGAGCAGGCUCUGGUUGGAAACAGGAUGAGAAGCAUGGCACAUUUGUGGAGGUGGAUUGAUCGCUAGUGGUGUUAGCGACUGAUUUGGGUCUUAGAGAAUAUUCCGAGACCCGAGUCUUCACAGAUAGUGCCAUGGCUGCGCUUGCCGCUUGCAUGCAAAAGGUGUGUGAAGUGUGCCUUGCGCAUCCUUGCG
This is a messenger RNA of Cladocopium goreaui, 1783 nucleotides long. The record is from the annotation of a GenBank genome assembly. NCBI's taxonomy places the organism in Eukaryota, Dinophyceae, Suessiales, Symbiodiniaceae.